GAUGUACACACCGACUCAUUUAUCACCGAGACUGGAGCUUCGUCCUAAGCGGGUCAAGGCCGAACACGCAAUCAUGGACGCCAACAGACUCGUCCACAAAGGUGACUAUCCGGCUGCAUUACGCCUGUACAACAGACUCCUCGACGAAAGAAACCAUCCAGCCUAUUAUUUCAACCGCGCCUUGUGCUAUAUCGCGAUGGGUCAGCCUCACCUUGCUGUCAACGAUGCUCUCAGAGCGUACAUAAUGGCUCAGUCUGUUAUCGAUGCUACUCGUAGCAAAGGAGACGUCAAUGAUCACAUCCGCAGAAUCGACGCCCAUAUCCUCACCUACACCGACGAUUGCGCUGAUGCGUUGGCUCGUGAAGAGGAAUGGUGCACAGUACCAUCAACAAUUUUCGAACCUGAACACCAAAACUUCAAGCUGGCAAGAAUGACCAUUGUCGAGGAAGAGCUCGAAGAUCAAAAUGUUGAGAAGAAGGUCUUUACCCCAUCUCCUUUUGAUUUGAAAUACAAAGCUCUGUUUCGCUUGGUGGAUGCUCUUUCCAGAUGUGGACGGGGUCCAGCGUACAAUGCUCUACAUCUUCUCGGUGACAUUCUCAUGCCCAACGCCGUUGGUGCGAACAAGAAAACCUUUCAGCCUUUUGUCCGUCAGGAACUCGAGGCACUUGCCAAACGCGUACAAGACAAGCUGCUUGACGACGUUAUCGAGGGUAAGGUAUCCGUAGUAGAUCUACGAUUAACUCAGACAGGAUUCAGUCUCUUGAGCAGUGCCUACUAUGGCUUUGCUGAGUGCCCGAUCAACUACAACAUUCUCAACAACUGUAUACUGACGAUUGAUUCCGACUCAAUUGUCCAUUACGAAUACAAGUUUGGCAUGCCAGCAUCGCUAGCAGCUACUCAGGAUGUCUUCGAAGGCAUGGUGUUGUUCACCGAGAGCCUUCCGUUUGUCGUCUCUACAGCAAACACACCAGAUCAAUCAAGGCUUGCAACCGUUUGUGACGCCUGUGGGACGGAUCUGCAGAUGCCGGCACCUUUUGUUCUGCGCGUUCUGGUGGAAGAAUUGAAGCAGGCAGAAGCUGAGCUGGACGCAAAGAGAAAUGCGAGAGCAGCAAGANNAGGGCAGCUCGGGCCAGACCUUCUUCAGUUCACCAUCGCUGCACAGUCGCAGUUGAUACUCCACUGGGAACACCACCACGUUCAGGGUUCGUCGACAAAGACGGAGACACAAAGUCCGAGCAGAAAGUCCCUCAGGCAGAGGGGGAAAUAUUACGACGAAGUCCGAGGUGGCAAUUCUGAUGACGACUGGAACUCUGAAUCAUCAAGCGACAAGACUGACACAUGCUCGGAGCAUACAGCCCCUGUCGCUCCACUGCGUGGCAGAACGACAUCAAGACCUGGGAUCUUCGAAACUUCAGACCUUCAAAUCUGCCGUUAUGGUAAAGAGAAGCAACGUGAAAACUUCUCCUUUUGCUCGGUCGAUUGCUACGAAUUAGCAAAAGCCACUUACCAUGACAGUGUUUGUGGAUCUCACAUUGAGGACUAUCUCCGCAAAUCCAUAAUCCAAGUAGAGGAUUCAGGACUUCCGAGUGUCGACACCCAGAAGCUUGUUUUACUACUUCUUGUCCGGAUUCUUGGAUGGGCAUACGCCACAUCAACUGAUCCUUUGGACCAGCCUGUUAUCCAGUUGUUCAUGGCAUCUCCUCGCCAUUCGUCUUUGAAGGACGAAUCAUCGAUUCCGUGGUCUUUUCACAACAACGUCAUGCGUCCUUAUCAGAUGUACCAGGCCAUGGACGGACGUGGAGAUGCCCCUAAGUCGGUCGCCAACCCCGACUACUCCGAUGGUAGCAUAAUCAACACUAUCAUCUGUCUCAUUCAGCGCCAUAUGAUCACCAGCGACAGAAUNUUUUGGACCAAGACUUAUGACGAGGAUGGUUACCACGAGCAGACAUACCCUUACUCAGACAAGAGACAUACAGACAAGGACGAAAAUAACUUGUUCGGACGACUGCAUCCUUUGUGUGAUCUUGUCCCAUUGGCGACAAAGCCUGAAGAUGCAAAUGUUGAGCUCGUUGACUUAGGUGGCGGUCAGAUCGUUUGCUUGCCUGUGUUCGUCAACAGUACUGAUGACAUGAACUCUGGACAAUGUAUCAAGAAGGGCACUCGCCUGUUUCUUCGUGGCCCAACUCCUCGUCUCGCCACCAGAGAAGAACGCGCAACUUACGCCAAAGUAGAAGAUUACGGUGAGGGAGGUACGAUGGUAGACGCGGAGAAAGACGAAGAUCAACUGGUCGCGUGGGCUGGCGGCAGAAAGAGGGAUGAGGACUGC
This is a messenger RNA of Aureobasidium vineae, 2326 nucleotides long. The record is from the annotation of a GenBank genome assembly. NCBI's taxonomy places the organism in Eukaryota, Fungi, Ascomycota, Dothideomycetes, Dothideales, Saccotheciaceae.